Messenger RNA from Choloepus didactylus (southern two-toed sloth), 2357 nucleotides. It is a transcript of the gene PTPN6, whose product is annotated as protein tyrosine phosphatase non-receptor type 6. NCBI's taxonomy places the organism in Eukaryota, Metazoa, Chordata, Mammalia, Pilosa, Megalonychidae. Gene Ontology annotation, biological process: protein dephosphorylation. The transcript is spliced from 17 exons. The record is from RefSeq and is a predicted model, not a curated record. Gene Ontology annotation, molecular function: protein tyrosine phosphatase activity. The coding region runs from base 364 to 2151 and encodes 595 amino acids.
GGGGCAGGAUCAAGAAGGAAGUGGCUGAGUUCUGAGCGUACUUCCUCUGCAGGCUGGUGCCACUGUGCUGGGUUUGCCCCUGGCUUGGCCCCGCCCCCUGCAGCCCCCAUCCCUCCAGGGAGAUGCUGUCCUGUGGCUCUAAAACGAGAAGUAGAGUGAGUUCCCCCAAGGGGUCGGCCGCGCCCCUUCCUGUCCCCGCCCUGCUGGCUGCCCCAGGCCAGUGGAGUGGCAGCCCCAGAACCAGGACCAGCCCGGGGUGGAGAGGCGGCCUGGGCACCGCGAGCCGCGUCUGAGGCUCGGACCCAGAGUGCUCCUCCUGCCACCUCCUCUCCUGCACCCCCUUCCUCUCGGGGAGCCCUCAGGAUGGUGAGGUGGUUCCACCGAGACCUCAGUGGGCUGGAUGCAGAGACCCUGCUCAAGGGCCGAGGCGUCCAUGGGAGCUUCCUGGCUCGUCCCAGUCGGAAGAACCAGGGUGACUUCUCCCUCUCGGUCAGGGUGGGGGAUCAGGUGACCCACAUUCGGAUCCAGAACUCGGGGGAUUUCUAUGACCUGUAUGGAGGGGAGAAGUUUGCCACCCUGACGGAGCUGGUCGAGUACUACACGCAGCAGCAGGGCGUCCUGCAGGACCGCGAUGGCACCAUCAUCCACCUCAAGUACCCACUGAACUGCUCUGAUCCCACCAGUGAGAGGUGGUACCAUGGCCACAUGUCUGGGGGACAGGCCGAGACGCUGCUGCAGGCCAAGGGUGAGCCCUGGACGUUUCUGGUGCGGGAGAGCCUCAGCCAGCCCGGGGAUUUUGUGCUGUCCGUGCUCAGUGACCAGCUCAAGGCUGGCCCAGGCUCCCCACUCAGGGUCACCCACAUCAAAGUCAUGUGUGAGGGUGGACGCUACACGGUGGGUGGGUCGGAGACUUUCGACAGCCUCACGGACUUGGUGGAGCAUUUCAAGAAGACGGGGAUCGAGGAGGCCUCGGGCACCUUCGUCUACCUGCGGCAGCCUUACUAUGCCACACGGGUGAACGCAGCUGACAUUGAGAACCGGGUCUUGGAACUGAACAAGAAGCAGGAGUCAGAAGAAACGGCCAAGGCCGGCUUCUGGGAGGAGUUUGAGAGUCUGCAGAAGCAGGAGGUGAAGAACUUGCACCAACGGCUGGAAGGACAGAGGCCAGAAAACAAGGGCAAGAACCGCUACAAGAACAUUCUCCCCUUUGACCACAGCCGAGUGAUCCUACAGGGACGUGACAGUAACAUCCCUGGGUCCGACUACAUCAACGCCAACUACGUCAAGAACCAGCUGCUAAGCCCCGACGAGAACACUAAGACCUACAUUGCCAGCCAGGGCUGCCUGGAGGCCACUGUCAACGACUUCUGGCAGAUGGUGUGGCAGGAGAACUCCCGCGUCAUCGUCAUGACCACCCGAGAGGUGGAGAAAGGCCGGAACAAAUGCGUCCCAUACUGGCCGGAUGUGGGCUCUCAGUGUAUUUACGGACCCUACGCUGUAACAAACUGUGGGGAGCACGACACAGCUGAGUACAAACUCCGCACCUUGCAGGUCUCCCCGCUGGAAAAUGGGGACCUGAUUCGGGAGAUCUGGCACUACCAGUACCUGAGCUGGCCUGACCAUGGGGUCCCCAGUGAGCCUGGGGGCGUCCUGAGCUUCCUGGACCAGAUCAACCAGCGGCAGGAGAGUUUGCCGCACGCGGGGCCCAUCAUCGUGCACUGCAGCGCAGGCAUCGGGCGCACGGGCACCAUCAUUGUCAUCGACAUGCUCAUGGAGAGCAUCUCCACCAAGGGCCUGGACUGUGACAUCGACAUCCAGAAGACCAUCCAGAUGGUGCGAGCCCAGCGCUCGGGCAUGGUGCAGACGGAGGCACAGUACAAGUUCAUCUACGUGGCCAUCGCCCAGUUCAUUGAAACCACCAAGAAGAAGCUGGAGGUCAUACAGUCCCAGAAGGGCCGGGAGUCGGAGUAUGGGAACAUCACCUACCCCCCUGCCAUGAAGAACGCCCACGCCAAGGCCUCCCGCACCUCCUCCAAACAAAAGGAGGAUGUGUAUGAGAACCUGCAGAGUAAGAACAAGAAGGAGGAGAAGGUGAAGAAGCAGAGGUCGGCAGACAAGGAGAAGAGCAAGGGAUCCCUCAAGAGGAAGUGAGCUAGGCACCCUCCUGAGGAGGCCACGCCUCAGCCCUGACCCCGGCAGAGGCCUCCGGCGGAUGGACCCCCAGCCUGAACCUAGGACCCCUGUCCCCGUCCUACUGUAAUUUAAAUGGCCGUGUCCCCACUCACUCUCCCUGACACUGUAUAUAGCCCAGCAAGGCCCCUUCUAUUCUUGUAAAUAAAGCCCCUAGAGCCACUGUG